Archocentrus centrarchus (flier cichlid) is the source of this 2029-nucleotide messenger RNA. Its product is annotated as neuronal acetylcholine receptor subunit alpha-10-like. Lineage: Eukaryota; Metazoa; Chordata; Actinopteri; Cichliformes; Cichlidae. Gene Ontology annotation, cellular component: postsynaptic membrane. Gene Ontology annotation, molecular function: acetylcholine-gated monoatomic cation-selective channel activity; transmembrane signaling receptor activity. The transcript is spliced from 6 exons. The record is from RefSeq and is a predicted model, not a curated record. Bases 29 to 1354 code for a protein of 441 amino acids. Gene Ontology annotation, biological process: monoatomic ion transmembrane transport.
CUGGAUCAAUAGCAGCUAUCAGAACACGAUGAAGCUCCUCUGCGGCGGAUCAAUCACACCUCUCGUGCUGCUGUUCCUCCUGCCAGUUUGCAGAGCUGCUCACGGUCGCUUUGCUCAGAAGCUGAUGAAAGACUUAUUUUCCAACUACACCAAUGCUCUGCGGCCGGUGGAGGACACCGACUACAUCAUCAAUGUAACGUUGCAGGUCACUCUCUCCCAGAUCAUUGACAUGGAUGAACGAAACCAGAUCCUGACCACCUACUUGUGGGUCCGCCAGGUGUGGAUGGACGCCUUUCUCACGUGGAAGAAGGAGGACUACGAUGGCCUCGACACCAUCCGCAUACCCAGCAGCUAUGUUUGGAGACCUGAUAUUGUUCUGUAUAACAGUGCAGAUGAUGAGUUCUCCAGCUCCAUGGAGACCAACGUUGUUCUCCGUAAUGAUGGUCAGGUCAUGUGGGAUCAGCCGGCCAUCACCAAAAGCUCCUGCUCUGUCGACGUGGCCUUCUUCCCCUUCGAUGUGCAGCAAUGUCACCUAACCUUUGGCUCCUGGACUCACAAUGGCAACCAGAUGGACCUGUUCAAUGCCCUGGACAGCGCUGACCUGGCUGACUUUGUCCCAAACGUGGAGUGGGAGGUUCUGGGCAUGCCGGCCAAGAAAAAUGUCAUCUUGUACGGCUGCUGUUCAGAUCCAUACCCGGACAUCACCUUCACCCUCCACCUGAAGAGGCGGGCCUCCUUCUACAUCUUCAACCUCCUCAUCCCCUGCAUGAUGAUUUCCUUCCUGGCUCCGCUGGGCUUCUACCUGCCAGCUGACUCGGGUGAAAAGGUUUCUCUGGGCGUCACAGUGCUGCUCGCCCUCACCGUGUUUCAGCUGCUUGUAGCUGAGAGCAUGCCGCCCUCAGAGAGCGUCCCGCUGAUAGGGAAGUACUACAUUGCUACCAUGACGAUGGUCACUGCAUCAACAGCGCUCACCAUCUUCAUCAUGAACAUCCACCACUGUGGCGCCGAGGCUCGUCCCGUCCCCAAAUGGGCCGAGCGUUUCAUCCUCAAGUACCUCGCCCGCAUCUGCUUCGUCUACGAGGUGGGGGAGAACUGCCUUGGUGGAGCCAGGAAACAGCCUUUGUCACAGGAGGGGUCUGACAGCCCAUCAGCCAGUGGCAGCAGCACCAAAGGAACAAACUGGGAUGUCAAUGGAAAGGUGUGGAGGGGAAAGGUGGAGGAGGAGCCUCUGAAGGUGGGGCAGGAUGUGUCCAACCAGACAGACUGGAAAGAGGAUCUAUUUGUGACCAUCGACCACUCGGAGGAGAAAGGAGCAGCUGGUGGGCGUGAAGAGCGAGGAGGGGAACUGAGCUAGGGCGAGCACGUUGAGGAAAAGACAGGCGUAGGAGGUGAGGGAGGAGCCGGAGCUGGGAGGAACAGGAAGGAGAUCUGGGUGAAGUGCGUGUGCCAGCACCAGGCACUGCAAAAGAACGUUGAGUACAUUGCCAGCUCCUACCAGGACCAGCGAGCAGCACAGCUGCGCACCGGAGAGUGGAGGAAGGUCGCCAAGGUCAUGGAUCGCUUCUUCAUGUGGCUCUUCUUCAUCAUGGUCUUCGUCAUGAGUAUCCUGAUCCUGGGAAAAGCCAUCUGAUUGAGCUCGGCCUGAGAAGUUACAAGCUGACAACAUUCUUUGUUUAACUUCCCAUUAAGCAUGAAAUCUUUGUUUGUUUGUUUGUUUGUGUGUUUGUUUGUGUGUUUGUUUGUUUGUUUGUUUGUUUGUUUGUUUGACCGUUCUUGUGUGCUGGGAUCUUUGUGCCAGGAUUUAAAAUGCUUAUUUUUGUGUUUGAAUGAAGCUCCAAGUGUUUUUAUUCAGAGCUGAUGAAGGUGAAAUAAUUGGGCAAAAAACACAAAUAUUUUCAAAUUGUUUGUAAACAUCUCGUCAAAUUCUGCAGAUUUUUAGUUUAAGAUGCAUCAUGCUCAUAUCUUCAGAUCACAAAAAGCUUGAAACUGUUUGGAUUUUCUCUGAUUCCAGCACUGAAUCUGUCACUCU